UCAAUGUCUUUAAAUUUUCUUCUGUAUUAAGCUGACCAAAGACAAAUCCUUUUUGUAUCUGUAGCUGGAAUUUUCUUCCUUCUUACUUUACCUUCGAUUGUCACCUUCUAAUUCUGCAACAAGUUCCAAACCUUCAAAUCUCACUGCCCCAAAAAUCCUUUCUUUUUUAAAUAGCCAUUUGACUUCAGCCUCUACAGCAGAGUCCCAGAUCUCUGCAUUCCAAUUCCCAUGGCAGGUCGCUAUGACAGUAACCCCUUCGAUGAGGAAGAAGUUAACCCCUUCUAUAAUCCUGGAAGUGUUCCCGCUGCCACUAAUUCAAGGCUUUCACCUCUGAAGCCAGAACCUGUUGAUUAUAAUUAUGGCUUUGGUGCGACAGUUGAUAUACCUCUUGAUUCAUCAACGGAUUUGAAAAAGAAGGAGAAGGAACUUCAAGCCAAGGAAACUGAAUUGAGAAAAAGGGAACAGGAAGUGAGACGGAGAGAAGAAGCUGCUUCACGAGCUGGAAUUGUUCUUGAGGAGAAGAAUUGGCCGCCUUUUUUCCCAAUAAUCCAUCACGACAUUGCUAAUGAAAUUCCAAUUCAUCUUCAAAAAUUGCAAUAUGUUGCAUUUACUACACUGUUAGGAUUAGUGUUGUGCCUUUUUUGGAAUGUUAUAGCUGUUACUGCAGCUUGGAUUAAGGGUGAAGGUGUAAAAAUAUGGUUUCUUGCCAUUAUCUACUUCAUAGCAGGGGUUCCUGGAGCAUAUGUUCUGUGGUAUCGCCCAUUAUAUCGUGCUUUUAGGAAUGAAAGUGCUUUGAAAUUUGGAUGGUUUUUCAUGUUUUAUCUGCUUCACAUAGGAUUCUGCAUCUUAGCUGCAGUUGCUCCUCCUAUAGUUUUCAAAGGCAAAUCCCUGACGGGCAUUCUGGCUGCCAUAGAUGUGCUGGGCGACCAUGCUUUGAUUGGGAUCUUCUACUUCAUUGGAUUUGGAUUGUUCUGCGUUGAAACUUUGAUCAGCAUUUGGGUUAUUCAGCAAGUAUACAUGUACUUCCGCGGCAGUGGGAAGGCCGCUGAGAUGAAACGGGAGGCCGCAAGGGGAGCACUGAGGGCUGCAAUAUGAUUCAUCAGUCUUGUGGAGAAGGAAGUGUGGAUAACUUGUGUAUGGAUCAAUGUUGUAUAUUAGAAGCCACACACAGAAAUUGUGAACAAAAAUAUUUCACUGAGCAUGAUUUUUGUUUACAGCUGUUAUUUGUUUAUUUAUUUUUCUGUUUAGCAUGCUACCUAUUAAUGUGGUUUGUUAGUGUAUAUCGAAAGCUGAGAGCUUGGACAUACUAGUGGCUGGUAGAAACAUGCUAUAAUUUAUGGAAAUUAAUCCUCUAUAUAGUUAAGGUUCA
This is a messenger RNA of Glycine soja, 1369 nucleotides long. RefSeq names its product secretory carrier-associated membrane protein-like. The transcript has 12 exons. Gene Ontology annotation, biological process: protein transport. NCBI's taxonomy places the organism in Eukaryota, Viridiplantae, Streptophyta, Magnoliopsida, Fabales, Fabaceae. Bases 229 to 1095 code for a protein of 288 amino acids. The record is from RefSeq and is a predicted model, not a curated record. Gene Ontology annotation, cellular component: trans-Golgi network membrane; recycling endosome membrane.